AACUCUCUCAUUUGGCCACAUCUAACUCUUCACACGUAAAGCAGCCUGCGCGUUUAACACGCUUCAUUGGACCUACAGUAGAAGCAUCACAACGUCUCUGCAACAUGGAGCUUCAGAUACGUGUUUUUUGUCUCUUCUUGUUUCUCUCGACUCUGCUCUCGGUGUCUCAGGCCUACACCUUCUACGUUGGUGGAAAAGAUGGGUGGGUUUUGUACCCUUCUGAGAAUUACAAUCACUGGGCUGAAAGGAUGAGGUUCCAAGUCAGUGACACUCUCGUUUUCAAGUACAAGAAGGGAUCGGACUCGGUUUUGGUGGUCAACAAGGAGGAUUAUGAGAAAUGUAACAAGAAGAACCCGAUCAAGAAGCUUGAGGACGGUGACUCCCAGUUUCAGUUUGAUCGGUCGGGUCCCUUUUACUUUAUCAGUGGCAAAGAUGAUUACUGUGAAAAGGGUCAGAAACUUAUCAUUGUGGUGUUGGCUGUGAGAGAGCCUCCUCCAUCUCCUCCAAAAACUCCUUAUCCACCUCAAACUCCUUCCCCUCCCAUUGUUCCUCCAAAAACACCUUCUCCCACUUAUGCUCCUUCCCCAAAUAACCAUCCACCCCAUGUUAUUCCUUCACCUCCACAAACACCUUCUCCAACUUAUACUCCUUCCCCUGGCCACCAACCUUUUGUCCCAAUUCCUCCAACCACCCCCUCUCCGAUUUCUCAGCCACCCUACACCCCAACCCCUCCCAAAACCCCUUCCCCUACCCAUCAACCUCCCUUUGUUCCAGUAACACCAUCGCCAUUUUCUCAAGCACCUUAUGUGCCACCACCACCCAAAACUCCUUCUCCUACCUCCCAACCACCUUACAUUCCAACACCGCCCGAAACUCCUUCUUCCUCCCCGAUAUCUCAGCCACCUUACAUUUCCAGACCACCAUCCACCACCCCUUCUCCCAUUUCCCAACCUCCCUACACCCCACCACCUUCAAACACUCCUUCCCCAACAUCUCAACCACCCUACCCUUAUCCCAAUUCCCCUAUCGCUCAACCCCCAUUAUCAGCAUCACCCUAUCCAUCCACCAUCCCUCCCCCAUCAUACCCACCUUCCACCUUCGCUCCGGCCACUACACCCUCCACUGCGUCGCCACCAUCGCCGUCUCCGCCAACCGCCACCUCUCCCCGGGGAUCACUACCGGCAGCAACUAGCCCAUCGCCAUCGUCUUCGUCCGGAUCGUCCUCCAACGAAACGACGCCGUCCCGGCCAAACGGCGCCUCGUCUAUAUCUGAAUCGCGUUUUGGACUGUACUCAAUAACCAUUCUGGUCGGUGCUGCUCUCAGUACCAUUCUUGGUUAGAAAACCAAACUUGUUAUCAGUAGUAUUAAUUUUUGUUUUUGGAACUUUAAUUUUUAUUUUAUUAAUAUUUUUAUUUGAACAUAUGACAGAUAUCGAUAAUUAAAAUUUAUAUUGUAUAAUGAUAAAUAAUAUGAAUUCUGUGUGUCUAUGGUUACCAAUGUAGUCAGUUAUGUGUGUGUGGAAA
Vigna unguiculata (cowpea) is the source of this 1524-nucleotide messenger RNA. RefSeq lists its product as uncharacterized. The record is from RefSeq and is a predicted model, not a curated record. Gene Ontology annotation, cellular component: plasma membrane. NCBI's taxonomy places the organism in Eukaryota, Viridiplantae, Streptophyta, Magnoliopsida, Fabales, Fabaceae. Gene Ontology annotation, molecular function: electron transfer activity.